Sipha flava (yellow sugarcane aphid) is the source of this 1542-nucleotide messenger RNA. RefSeq lists its product as uncharacterized. The record is from RefSeq and is a predicted model, not a curated record. Bases 931 to 1542 code for a protein of 203 amino acids. The transcript is spliced from 2 exons. Lineage: Eukaryota; Metazoa; Arthropoda; Insecta; Hemiptera; Aphididae.
UUUAUUAAUAUAAUAAGUAUGUGAUAAAAUUAUUUAAUUAUUUAUGAUUUUUUUUUUUAAAAAAAAAGGGCAGAUACGCAUAAAGUGAAGGUUUGAAGGAUAUGGGAAAAGAUAUAGGAGUAUAUAAAUAUAUUUAAAUUUUAGGCCGGGCGCCCACUAGAGCAACGUCGCACGUGACAUCGCAUGUGGCGUGGCAAGUAGCGUAAUAGUAACGUGGCAGUGGCAUAACACGACGCACACCAAAAUAGCUUUGGCAACAAGAUAACAGUUUUUAUUUUCAAUACAUAAUUAAUAGAUUGGCUUAGUCGACAUUGUUAAGUUACCAACUCCGGUUGAGUUGCAUUCAAAAUGUCUACCUCAUCAGAUGAUGAUACUACUUUGGAGCUAAUAAAUUUAAUAAAUAUGAAUUAUUAUAAUAAUAAUCAUUCUAAUAAUCGUCAAAAGGGAAAAACAACAUGGUGCUUUUAAUAUAUUCAAAGAACUACAUUUUUACUCAGAGAGGUUUCAGUCAUUUUAUAGAAUGAACCCCAACACCUUCAACUUAUUACUUGAAAAAGUGGGACCGUCAAUUAAAAAAUUAGACACAAAAUUCAGGGAUUCAGUUCCACCUGAAGAACGAAUUUUAAUCACUUUGAGAUAUUUUGCAACUGGUGGUUCUUUUAAGGCUCUAUCAUUCUACUUUCUUCGAGGUUAUACUAAAAUAAGAAAAAUUAUAUUUGAAACAUCACAAGCAGUUUAGGAAAAUUUGUAACCAGAAUAUAUGCCAAACCCAACAACAGAACACUGGUUAAAAGUUUCUGAUCGUUAUCGGAAAUUAUGGAACUUGCCUAACUGUAUAGGGAGCUUGGAUGGCAAGCAUAUAAAAAUCAAAGCCCUUCGAAUUCUGGUUCAUAAUUUUACAACUACAAAGGUUACUUUUCUAUAGUUUUAAUGGCUGUGUCGGACGCUGAUGGAUUAUUUUUAUCAAUUGACGUUGGUGAAUAUGAGAGAAAUAGCGAUGGCAGAGCAUUGAAGGAAAGCGCAUUCGGAAAAGCAUUAUUUGAUAAACAACUGAAACUUCCAAAACCAUCUCCUUUGCCAGGAGAAGAAAAAGUUUUCCUUUAUUAUUUUGUAGCAAACGAAGCUUUUCCUCUCACUAAUAAUAUUAUGAAACCAUAUCCUCGUAGACAACUCACAAAUGAAAGACGAAUAUAUAACUAUAGAAUUUCAAGAGGUCGAAAAUCAUUAGAAUGUUCUUUUGGUAUGCUUGCAUCAAAAUUUAGAGUUUUGGAAACACCAAUUCAUUGUAAUGUGGGAAGAAUUGAUAACAUCGUACAGGCUCUAUGUGUACUACAUAACUUCAUACGUAUUCACGAAGGAACAUAUUCAGAACCAGCUAUGGAGCAAGAUACAACAAAUUAUUUAAAUGAAGAUCAACCAAACCAAAGUCAAAGAAAUAAUCAAAGAUCAACAAACAAUACUAUAUAUUUAAGAAAUCGAUUAUGUAAUUUUUUUUUAAAGCCUGGUCAAAUUUUACCAUGGCAAGAAAAAUAUACCGUUUAA